AGAAGUUCGAACAGCAGUUAAACAGCCAGACGGAUAUUCUCAGCGUCGUUGGUGCAGCGGAUCAGAUCAGACUGACCGCAGCGCGUACACACAGACACACACAGAGUUCGCCUGUCUGUCUUUCUGUCUGCACGGCUCCGCAGACGGUCAGCUGGUGAGCCGCACACAGACAGGACACGAGGCGGCCAUGAACGCGGCGUGUUUCUGACAGCCUCCAUCCGCAUCCAGAGCGCAGCCGCUGCUUGUAUCAGAGCGAUCUGUGCUUUCAAAGCGGAGGAGGGGAGCACUGCAGCAGACAUGCCGGGCCUGCUCCACAUCACUCUGACCGCCCUUCUGGCCAGCUGUGAUGCCUUCAGGCUGGGUUCUUCCCACCGUGUAAUUCCCCUCAACGCUCCGGCGGCUCAUCUCUUCAGGGAUGAAAGUCCAGCCAAGUCAAGUUUCAUCCUGGAGUUAGUGAGAACCAAACGCCAUUUGGUCCAGGAGUUAGUGCGAGCCCAGCCUCAUUUGGUUCAUGACAUGGGUUGGCCGGAGAUACAUGAAACGUCUCGCUCACAGGCCAAAAUGGAGUCAGCUAACUCAUCUCAGUUGAGCGCACCACCUUCUGCGAGUCAGGUGGCAAGAGCUCAUGCAGCUGUGGAUGACAACCUGGAUGUGGAAGACGAGAUGGAGCGUAUGGUUCAUCUGGCAGUUCCACAAGAUGCAGAAAGCUACACGGUAAAUCCAGACUUCACUGACCCAGAGGCGGAGCUUGUCAGCGGGCCAGGAGCUGGCGAUUCUUCCCAGGAAGCUUCUGGGUUCUAUGGAACAGAUAUGGAGGACAGAGACAGAGGAGAAGAGGGCCCAGAGGACCGAGAGAGAAGAGGAGGAGAAGAUGAGUGGGAGAAAGAGGCAGGGGAGGAAAAUGAGAAAAAGGGGAAAAAGGAAGACGAAAAGGGAGGAGUGAGAGACGAUCAACAUGUUUUGGAUGCCUUUGAGGUCAACCACACAACACCAGAUCUCGAUGCUCUGAUUGGCUACAGUCCGUCUUUCAACCCCUCCUCCUCUGAGCAGUCCAGCAUCUCCAUCCCAGCCAAGGGACCUGAUUCUGGGCCAGAGGAGCAUCGCGCAUCCCCCGUUCUGGAGGUGGGUCCUUUAGAUAAAGAGCUGUGGGAAGCAGAGCGGGAAGAAGAUGUCCUUUCUAGCGGAUAUGGAGGCCUUCGCUCCUCCAUCACUACCACUACUAGCACAUCAAGUGCCGCUAGAGAUGCUGUAGGAACAGCCUCCCCAGAGACCGACACUGGCACAGACUUUGGGCUGCUGGGAAGUUAUACAAAAGGUGAGACAGAGGAUGAAGAGGCUGAGAGGGAGGAAGAGGAAGAGGAGGAAAUAGGCCUCGUACACAUAGGUGUAUUUACCCACAAUCCCACUGUACCUGAAGUUGGCUUGGCUCCCAGCAGAGAGCCUCUGCAGCCGAGUGUGGAGAAAGGAUUUAGACCAAAAGACAGAAGUGACGAGGUGAAGGAGGAAAGAUGGAAAAAGAUGGAGCGUGAACAAACAAGAAUCAGACACAUCAUCCCACUCACUACUGAUCCUUCCCCCACUAUUGGGUUCACCGACCCAUCCUGGAAUUGGCUGGAAAAGACCACGCCUCUGCAGUCUCACAGGUCAGAGGUCAGGGGUGGUGGGGUCGCAGAGGUCCUACUACCAGACAGUGAUCUCAAUGGAGUAGAGGUGACACACCAGGUAGUUUGCGUCGACUGGAGUGAGCUGACUGGACGAGGCUAUGUCGUCCUCAACAUGACACAAAACAUCAACUGCGAGGAUUUCCGUUUAGACCAGGGUGUGCGGUUGUUGACGACUAUAGAGCGAGUGUUUGCUCGGAGAAUGAGCAGCCCUGAGGGAACAUGGGUAAUCUACCUCAGCAAGCCUACACACCAGCAACACCAGCUGCUGAUGAACGUGGCAUCUGCGCAUGGAGUGAUCCCGACCAAAGACAUGCUGGGCAUGCUGGCAGAGAUCAAGACAUGUCUGACUGAGGUGGGCGUCCAGAACUACAGUGCUGCCAGCAACUGCCCGUCUCGGCCCAGUCACACACGCAGCGACUACGGCAAGCUGUUUGUGGUUCUGGUUAUCAUCGGCUCCAUCUGCAUGGUAAUCAUCACAUCUGGAUUCAUAUACAUCUGCUGGCAGAGACGGCUCCCUGCAACUAAAACUGCGUUUCGUGCUGAGGAGCUUCACUUUGUGGUGAACGGUUGCCAUGAUAACCCAACACUGGAUGUGACUAAUGAUGGCCAGCCUGAGAUGCAGGAAAAGAAGCCAAGUACCAAUGGGCUCGCAGGAGGAGGAGGAGGAGGAGGAGGAGGAGGAGGAGGAAGAGGAGAGAGAGGUGGGGAGGACAGCAGUCGCUGGCAGGUAUUUGUCAAUCAAGCAGCCACAGAGGAGGAGGAAGAAGAGCAGGACACACAUCUCUGAUUGAUGAAGACGAUUCUUUUAUAUACAGCUGAUAAGAGGAAGCCCUGAGGAAGGAAGAAGAUAAUGAAAGAGGAUGGGGAGAUGGUGGCAGAAGAAAAAUAAUGAAAAAUGUUUUUGAUGGAGAGAACAAAGAAAGAAAAGAGAGAAAUAAGGGAGCGAAAAGGGAGACGCUGAUGGGAAUAAAGUGUUGCCCAGUCAGCUGAGCUAAGACUGAGGCUAGGAGGGAGUAGAGGAGGAGUCACUGACGUCAUGUUUGAGAUUAGACAAACAAUCAACAGAGUGUGAUUGACGAAGCUGAAAUUUCAUUAAAAGAUUAAACUCCUGUUGGAUAGGUUAAUAAUGCCAUCACGCCAUAGAAAUGCCUGUGUUUAGUGUGCCUUACGCUGCUACCUUUUUGUACAGUGGCUGCAUGGGACAAAUUAAAAGCAAACUCUGCACAAAUCAUAGCUUAAAGCAUCAUUUUACAACCCUAAUGUUUGAAUGUCAACACGCUGUGGCACCAAUUUGUGUCACAAAUCAUUAGACAGAGUGGCCGACUGUUUCCCUAACUGUGAAAGUAAUCAAAAAUAUUACAGAAGAGGUGGUUAACUAUGAACUGUGGUAUAACUGAAUAUAUUUAGGUAAGUUACAGAUCAGUAUUUUAUAUAUAAGAUGUGGUGAUUUUAUAAAUAUGAUAUAUUAGUUCAGGGUAAAGUAACCAACAGUGUAUGAAGUUGUCAAAAUUACCACCAGUAGAAAAAUGCCACUCCUCAUAUACUUUUUCCCUUAUUGUUUGUCAUAUCUGUAGAGACUGUCCAUAUUAAACACAGCCGAAGUUUGAAAUAAUGAGCUCACAGUCUGAAACUCAGGCUUUGACGGGCUCGAAACACAAGUUUUACAAAGGGAUUUUUUCCACUCUCUUGCCUUGCUGAUGUCAGCACUGCACCGAUGUCCUGGCACAACCAGAGCCACGGCUUGACCUCCUGUAGGAGGCGGGGCUUUGAGGUCUGUUUGCAGAAACCAGUCAAGGACCAACCAAUCAGAAAAACGAAAGCAAUUAAAACAGGUUCACACAGAAUUUUUCAUAAUGACAUUUUAGUAAAGUCCCAGAACAAAACUGUAGAGCAGGAAGUGAGCAUGAUAAGUACCCUUUAUUAAUAGUGUAACCAUAAACACUCACCUCUUUGUGUUAAAAUGACUUUCAACACUUAUGUCAUUCUACAAAAACUACAAUCUUCUAAGAGAUAUUGUGAAUGAAUGUAGGACUUAGACUCACUAUGGGUUACAGUUAGUACUUGCUGUUAAACUCUAUAUUCGGACAUCACUGACAGCAGGAAAGAAAGUCCCAAUACCAGUGCAGCCAAUCAAAUCAUCAACAGUUAGAUGAUAAGGUGUGACUACAGUGACAGCAGCGACUCCUCUAAGCUACUCCUCUGGAUUACUGAUGAGAAAGUAAAGCCUGUAGCAACUUUGAAAGUGAGGUUUUGGCACUUUAUUGAUUCCUCUUGGAAGUAGUGACUAUCAUCGUUGAAAUGCUGCAUCAUGUUAAACGUCUUACAUACAGUGAUUCAAAUAUCUCUAUUUUGCUUAUAGGAAUGGUUGCAACUGCUGAGGAUGUUUACUCUGCACUCUCAAACAUGUCAUGUGAUCGCUGUACUUGUGUGCUGCUAGCCUUAUAUGCUGUUUUUCUCCCCCAAUAGUGCUCUAAUGGCUGCUGUAUGCUCCUGGCUAAAUCUUGAGGCUAUGACACAUGGGCAACAUUUAGACGUCAAAAGCAUGAAAUAUAUAGAUAGUUACAGUGUUAAAGUCGAGUCACGAGACCCAAGUCGAGCCCCAGGUGUUCAGUAUUAUGGUGUUAAACAUUAAAGUCAGAGUUAUGUCUAAGUCACAACGACUACAGUAUACAGUCAUUAUACACAGGGCACACAGGAGUAACAGUUUGAGUUCCAACUCAGUAAAAACAGGUCUGCAGUGUUAUCAUCACUCCAACCUUGUCCCAGUUACUUUAUUCAGGGCUGUGGUUACUUAUAAGAUUGAGUUAGCAUGGCCAUAGUCUGACUUUAAAAGAGUCACCUCAAUACACGUAUGGCUAACAUUUAAGUGCAAAUUCAUUCAUAAAGGAUCAAAAUUAGAAUUAGCAGAGGUUACAAGUCCACGGCCCGAUUAAUAAAACACUGACUCGCUACCAAACUGUGAUGACACACCUCAGACGGAGAGAAAUAUGCUGAGAUAUAUUUCUGUCAUUCUCACUAACACAUGCUCACUGACUCAUUGCUGUAGUUGCCCAUCUGCAUUUUCAUCAAGAUGUUGCCUGUUUUAUCUCUUACUCUGACUUUUCUUGAUGCAUCAGUACUGUACAUGGCUUCACUCAAACCCACACCAAUUAAUAUGCACCAUGUCAGCUAAGCAGUAUUUAUGGAGCGCUGAGGACACGUGGAGAUGGAGAACGAUCAUGAAUAUGUUAAAUGGCUGCCCGCAGUGUGGAUUAUGUGGUUGUCAAGCACAAGAUAGCUAGGGUGGAGACUAGUGAAAGUGUGCACUGCACAGAAGAAAAUCCAAAUGGAGCUUUAUCAUUCUGUUUAAUAUCAGGCAAAGCACAAAAUACAGGCAGGCUCUUUGUUGUUAUAUAGAUGAGCAUGUAGCUUUCAGCCCUGCAGUAAGCAUCAGUAUAACAAAACAUACAGCUGACGUUGCUUUCGGUUGAUGAAUGAGAGAAACUUUGAUGCAGACAAAUUUUGUUGCUUGAAGUGAUCGUUUAACAAAUUCUGCUUUUUCACAUUUUUACUUUUUAUACGUUUUUGUUUUUAGGGUCUGAUGGCGAGCUUGUGGAUAGUUAACAGUGCCAGCACAAGUUCAGUUGUAGCAAAAAACAAAUGAGCCCUUAGUUUGUAUAAAGAGUUUGUUGAUAUGAUUUUAAAUCAAUAUGUAAACAUUUUUUUUUUUUACUUUUCAUUCAUUAUUUUGAAAUAUUUUAUUUUUAAUUUUAAAAAGUUUUUUUUUCUAUGUCUGUUUGUUUGCAUUUACACAAACAUAUGGUUUCACGUUUUUGGUUGUCAGUGUAAUAAGUGUGACAAAUAAAGUUUGAAGAAGACGGGA
Oreochromis niloticus (Nile tilapia) is the source of this 5526-nucleotide messenger RNA. It is a transcript of the gene podxl2, whose product is annotated as podocalyxin-like 2. Gene Ontology annotation, biological process: leukocyte tethering or rolling. Bases 298 to 2451 code for a protein of 717 amino acids. The record is from RefSeq and is a predicted model, not a curated record. The transcript has 13 exons. NCBI's taxonomy places the organism in Eukaryota, Metazoa, Chordata, Actinopteri, Cichliformes, Cichlidae.